AUGAAAGGAUUUAAUAUAAGUUCAAAAAAGAAGUGGAGUAGUUUUAGCCAUAAGGAAAAUAAUAAUAAUAAUAAUAAUUUCCAUAGAUAUUAUAAUAAAAAUAAUAAUAAAUCAUUUGGUUGGAAAAAUACAAAAAAACGUGGAAGUAAGUUUGAUGGAACCUAUCGAAAUGAUGAUGAAAAUGAUGUAGAAAGAAGUUAUGAAGAUAUUUAUGAUUACAUUAUUAAUAUUUCUUAUAUAUUAAACGAAAAAUAUGAAAAAUACUUAAUAUAUGAAAUGAGAGAUGAAAAUAUAAAUAAAGGGAAUAAAGCAUUUCAUCAUAUUAAUUUGGAUAAUACGUGUUAUUAUAUAGAAGAUGAUAUAUGUAUAUUAUUAAAAGUUAUUGAAGAAAUAAAAAAUAAUGAAAUAAAAAUAUUUGAUCAUAGGAAAGGUUCUAAAAUUAUGGAGAAAUUAAUAUAUUAUUGUUUUUUUUUAUUAAAAUAUAAUGAGAAGAAUGUAAAAAAUGAAAAGAUAAGCAUGCAAUGUAUAGAAGCAUAUAAUAAUUUAUUAAGAGUGGUUAGUCGAUAUUUUAUGAAAUUAACUUUAUCUAAUUAUGGAUCACACGUUAUACAAAGCUUAUUAUGUUUAUUUCCUUAUUUUAAUAAAUAUGAAUAUAUAUAUAUAGACAAAUUAAUUAUACAGAAUGUGGAAUACAACAAAAUGUAUGAUUACUUCAAAAAUAUAAGUGACCUUGUGUGUGAUCAUUUAUUUGAGAUUAUUUUUGAUAGAUGUGGUACACAUGUAUUAAGAUCUUUUUUAUAUUCAUUAGGAGGAUACCUAUAUAUUAACAUAAGUAAUAUAACAUUUAGAAAAUCGAAGAUAAAUAAAAAUAGAAUAAAAAAUAAACUUCAUAAUAAUACAAAUAGUGAAUUGAAAUAUGUUGAUAAAAAUUUCCAAUCCAAUAAUUUUUACGAAUAUAUACAUAAAAUUGUGGAAAGGAUAUCGAAUGAAAUUGAAAAACCUAAUAUAUCUUUAAAGUAUAAAAAUUUGUUAUAUCAAUAUGUAUAUUAUGAUAAAAACAACAAAAACGAAAACGAAAAGGAAAACAAUAAUAAUAAUAUUAAUAAUAAUAAUAAUUGUAGUAAUAAUUGUAGUAAUAAUAUUAUGGAGCAAAAUAAUACAAAAAAUGUUAUACCCAAUAUCGAUAAGACUCAUAAUAAUAUGAACAAUUCAGAUAAUUUAAAAUAUAUUGCCGAAAGUAAUAGCCAACAUUUUAUAUGCCCAUUAUUAUACAAUACUUAUUCUGUGCCAGCUCUUGUUAUAUUAUUUGAAUUGUUAAAUGAUAAAAAUAUUGAAUGUUCCUCUUUGAUUAGUCAGAUAUUUUUAAUAAAUAAAACGAAAUUAUAUUAUAUAGAGAAAACAAAAGAAAAAGAUGACGUUGAUAAUAAUAUAGUAUCGGUACAUGUCGAAAGUCCUUUAAAGCAAUUAUUAGAUAUAUUAAUUGUACUAGAUAAUUCAAGCAUCAUGAUAGAGAAAUUAUUAAAAAUAAAAAAUGAAGAAACAUUUUAUAUAUUCAAUAUGUAUAUCUUAAAAAAUGUUAAUAAAUUGAUAUGUGAAAAUAUAUAUUCUAAUAUGGUUUUGUGUAAUUAUUUUACAAAUGAAUAUAUUUCUGAAGAAAUGUUCGAUUUAUUAAUUAAGAAUAUACAUAUUGAACAAUUAAUUAAAUAUAAAACUUUUAAUAUUUUAAAAUGUCUUUUCUUUUUGGCACAAUGGUAUAAAAGGAAUUGUAGAUAUUUAUUUAAUGAAUUAAUAAAAAAUUUUCAUUUGAAUGAUGAACAUAAAAAGGGAAACAGUCGAAAGUUUAUGUGGAUAUGUAUUUUAUGUAUGUGUAAUUAUGAUGAUUUACCAUCUUUGGUUAGGGAUAUCUAUAUAAAUAAAGGAGAUGAUAAUUGUACAGACAUAAAUUCAAAGGAACAAAAGGACAUAUUAUAUAAUAAAAAUAAUUUAGGUAAAAAUAUAAAUAAUUAUAAUUUCUAUAAUUAUUUAAAAAUCGAUAUAAAUGGUUAUUAUAUUUUAUCUUAUUUAUUAUCUUUCCCAAAAGAAUCCAUAACCAACUUAACAAAUUCGUUUAAAUAUUUUUGUAAUUUUAUUAAGACGGUUAAUAUAAAUGAGCCCAGUUCCAUAGAUGUAGAAAAUUAUCAAAGCUUUAUGGAAAAUUUCUCAAGAAAAACAGAAGAAGUUAUUCCUGUGGAUUGUUUUACAAAACAUGAAGAGGGUAUGCAUGUGGAUAAGAAUGUUCUACAUAAUAAUGAUAAUAUAAAAACAAAAAUGAAUAAUAGCAAACCGUUUUAUCGAAAAAAUAUUCAAUUAAGAGGUAAUAUACUCUUGUAUUUUUCAUGUGAUAAAAAUCUUUCUAUCCUUUGUGAAAAGAUAGUACAUACAUUCAAUUUAGUAAAUGAAAAAUAUUUGAGAAGAUUCAUUACUUUAUUCCAAAACCAAUAUAACAAUAUUGCAAAACAUUAUAUUGGAGCUCAUACCAUUGUAACUUUUUUUAAAUUAGGUGAUGAUAAUAUAAAAAAAAAUAUACUAGAUAGUCUGAUACAAAAUGAUAUUAAUGUGUAUAAUAAUUAUAUUAAAAAUUUUAUGAAGCUUAAAGAAUAUCAAAAAACUAAAACGCUUAGUACGAAUAAUAAAAAAUAUCUAAAGGCAAAGAAAUUGUUUGAAGAUAUAUUAAUGUCGAAGGAAAACGGGCAAAAUCAAAAUGAUAUUAAUCAUAAAAAGGAACACGAUAAAACUUUUAUAGAAUUCGAAAGAAUCCAUAAAAUAUCCAAACAUCUUGAUAGUGACCUUAAUAGUAAUGAUAAGGACACUACUAUUCCAAUAUAUGAUGAACAAAGUAAUGAUGAUCAUGAUAAUAAUAAUAAUAAUAAUAAUAUAUUAAAAGAAGAAACCAACGAUGAUGAAGCAAAUAAGGAAAAUGAUCAAACGUAUGAUAACGUUACAAAGUCUUAUAAAUCCUCGUCAAAUGAAAAGGAAGAUAUUGUAGACAACGACAAUGGUUUUAUGAACAUCAUCACUGAUUAUAUUAAAAAUACUAAAACAAAAUCUCGAAAAAGGAAAAAAGAAAAGGACCAAAUAGAUAAUGUAUUAAAAAGGAAAUGA
Messenger RNA from Plasmodium falciparum 3D7, 3141 nucleotides. RefSeq lists its product as uncharacterized. The record is from RefSeq and is a predicted model, not a curated record. Lineage: Eukaryota; Apicomplexa; Aconoidasida; Haemosporida; Plasmodiidae. Gene Ontology annotation, molecular function: RNA binding.